AAGCAGUAGAAUGCACUGACAAAUGGAUGCAUGAUGGACAAACACCACAAAUAAAGGCAGUCGAAGGGUCUGUCUCACAUGAAGUCUCGUACAUGUCUCUCAUCCAGACAACCCAGGUCGCCCUCCUCCCCUCCCUCGUCAGCACGCGUCUCAGAUGCUACCCCUCUCCUCCUCUCCACCGCAUGUCUGAGCAAGUCAGCCGACGCCACACCAAUCCGUAUGUCCAACGCCCGGAUGUCAUCCCUCAGCCGAUUCGUCAUGUCCCGCAUCCUCGGUAUCGCUUCGUCAGACGAGUGGCUCUCCGCCUGCUGCUCCUGAGCGUCCUGCAGGUCGUCAUGGCGACACGAGAGGGCCUCCAGAGUCUCUGUGAGAUGCGUCACACGCUCUCUGGCCGCCUCAAGAUCGCUCUCAGCAGUGGCCAGGGAAGCCCUGAAGAGAAGGAAGCGAAAGAUGGCGUCUGUCCAUCCAUCCCUGCAUUUCGUCUGCCUUUGUGUUGGCGCACCUGAGGGUUGUGGCCUCCUCGGCCAGUUGCCUGAGAGCCCCGUCAUCAUUCAUCUGUCCCUCCGUCAAGCGGAUGGUCUCCAGCUCCUCCCCCAGCGAACCACUCACGCCCUCCAGCCGCUCCCUCACCGCCUCGCCACUCGCAUCAAUCGCCGCAGCAGCAUACCUCAUGAAUACUUCUACACUGCCGCCGACACCAAAGGCCCCAUCUCUGGCCCCAGCCGGCAGCACGACAUUCAGCCGGUCACCCACACGGUCGCACUCCUGGCGCCACGCUGAUGGCUCGAUGGAUGUCUCGAUCAUGUCGUGGUGGUCUUCAGCGACGUCAGCGCCACAGUGAGAGGGGGGCGGCCGGCGGAUCGAGAGUGGGAGCAGCGACUCGUCGAUGACGGCCGCGUCGUGCUGGUCGGCGGCAUCGGUGUCUUCCGACCUCGAGAGAGGACAGGCGACAAUGAGCAUGUCAUCAUGUUCGACCCCCUCCUCAUCUGUCGCCUCGCCAGGCCCUUCGGGGAAGGUGAUGGCCUCGUGGGCCCUCAAUGAUGGAGGCGAGAAGUGGAAGUCCCUCCUCAGCAGCUCCUGGUUGAUCACCUCGUUUAGCACGAGACACGCCUGCUCCCCAUAGCCCGAUGACAACUGAGACAGGCUGCCAACAGAGGCCAUAGAGAUUCCCCGGCGACUCAGCUCGUCCCGCAGCCGACCCAAUGCCUCUUCUCUCGACACCGGAGGGGAGAGAGAGGACGGCCUCUGCCCUCCUGUGCGGGUGGGUGGGCGGUCAGAUGCCGUGGGGUCGCUCUGCAGGCUGAACAGCCACAUGAGCAGGUCAUAGUGGUACUGGAAGGCGUCCACACGCUGGCCGGGAGGCGGCGCCUGGGCAAAGAAUGCUCGAUGGAGGGGAGGAUACCCCCUGGGAGCGGCAAACAGCCGCUGGUAGUCAAGCAUCAUGAGCUUGUCGACAAUGUCAUCCAUGACGAGCAAUGGUGGAGCGCGGUGAGCUCGUGAUGUUGUGGGGCGUUCCAGGACCUCCUCACGCUCGCCCUCAUCAGGCCGCUCAGCCUCAGGUUGGGGCGGGGGAGUACGAGGGAUGACACAGGCGGCGGGGGGCUUGCAGAGCGCCUCAAGGCGCGAAAGGACUUCUCUGAUGGACGGCCUAUGAGCAGGGGCAGUCGACAGCAUCGACACUAUCAGGCUGCGGAGCUCCUCAGAGAGGCUGUACGGAAGCGGUGGGUAGUCGCCCUUGCUGAUCUUCAUGUAUAGCUCGUCUGCAGCAGCAGAUGCAUUCAGACACAGUAAUGGAGACCGAGUCUUCUGGCCACAAGUGGCACUGCGUGUUUGCUUACAGAGUGACAUCUGCUUUUCGCCUCUGAAGGGUGACUUGAGCGUGGCCAGCUCGUACAGAAUGCACCCAAGGGCCCACACGUCGGACUUGAAGUCAUACCCACCACCACCCAACACCUCCGGCGACACUGCAGCAACCCAGCGCAUGAGGCAGAAAGUGGCAGGCAUUCUUUCCUGGUCUUGCCGACAUGCUCACUGUAUAGUGGGGUGCCGACUUUGGAGUGCGCCUCGAACGUCUGGCUACUCAUGAUCCGCCCAAGCCCCAGAUCACCAACCUUCAGACGGCCGUCCUGAGCCAGGAAUAUGUUGGCCUGCACACCAGAAUGCACCACACGCCAUCUCUCCCACUCUUUCCUUCUCUACUUACAGGUUUGAGGUCUCUGUGCAGGAUUCUUUUGUCGUGCAUGUGCGCGAUGGCGGAUGCCAGUUGCCGCCCGUAUUCGACGCACUCGCUCUCACUGAAGGCCGACUCGUCCUGGGCGGUCCUCUUGAUGAGGCGCUUGAGGUCGCCGCGCUCUGCCCACUCGACGAUGAUGUAGAGCUCGCCCGCCGAGAUGAAAGAGUCCAGAUAGGCCACGAUGUGGGGGUGGUCCAGGGACUGCAACAGACGAACCUGCCGAGAUGGAAAGGAGAGAGAGGAGAUAUGCAUUCAUGGAUUGUAUUUCUUCUCCUUUGCCCACCUCCUUGAGGCAUUUCUCCUUGCUCUUCUGGUCCAUCUCGUCGAAGGCGUUGACCUUCUUCAGUGCAACUACUCGCUCGUCAUCAGAUGGAGAUCUGGCCAUGUAGACUACUGAGAACUUGCCUUUUCCUAUGGGCUUCAGCACUUGAUAGCCCUCUAUGCUUGUGCCGGACUGCAAAAGGGAAAUGCUUGGCG
Molecule: messenger RNA, 2710 nt
Organism: Vitrella brassicaformis
Lineage: Eukaryota; Vitrellaceae
Source: the annotation of a GenBank genome assembly